AUGGCUACCAUUUCCAAAAUGUGGAGCGACAAGGACGAAGUUGCAGCCUGGCCGAGUCCGGCCACUCCGAAGCAGUCAGUGCCGCCCACCAGAGAUACUGUCGGCAGCCCACCGCCCUCGCAGUCAUGGCAGAGUGUGAUUACCAAGAACGACACUGCGCACCGGGCGCGCGGCCAGGAUGCGAAGGCAAAGAAGAUGAUCAAGAUAAAUCUUCUGAACAUCGUCAUUCUGAACGACUACGAGAACAUCAAGCAAUUCUUCUACAGAAAGGAAUUUAUGUACCGAUCACAUAUUUUUGCGGGUUAUCGUGACAGCUACAAAGACGCCUACCUGGUCGGAAACAUAAACACGUUCCUCAUGGGCGCAACCUUCAGCACCAACAUGACAAUGACGUGGCACAUGAUAAACUUUGCAAAAAACCCAGACACGGUGCAAGCGCGGGUGCAGCGGGAAAUUGACGAGGUGGUCGGACAAGAACGGCGGCCGACAUGGGAGGACCGGAAGCGGAUGCCGUACACGAUGGCCUGCGUCUGGGAACUUGAACGAUGGAAGACUCCCUCUGCGCUGGGCGUGGCAAGAGAGUGCGCCGAGGAUGCUGUUGUUGGUGAUAUCUUCAUACCGAAGGGCGCAGUAGUUCUUCCGAACAUGUGGGCGGUUCACAAUGACGCCCGUCUUUGGAAGGAGCCGACGAAGUUUCUUCCUGAGCGCCACCUCAGUGAAGAUGGAAAAUCGCUUUUGCACAAGUCCCAACACUCUAUUCCAUUUUCGCUCGGUCAACGAGCUUGCGCAGGGGAGACUUUCGCCAAAAUGGAGAUAUUCCUCUUAAUCACGUUUCUGCUCCAAAAAUACCGUGUCUUGGCUGAGAACCCCAUCGAGUGUGACUUGACUGCUCCUGAUACUGAAAUCUGGAACAUCAUUAACAUCAAGCUGCGCUUUCUACCAAGACUGGUUGGCAAUAUUUAG
Rhipicephalus sanguineus (brown dog tick) is the source of this 963-nucleotide messenger RNA. RefSeq names its product cytochrome P450 2U1-like. The transcript is spliced from 6 exons. Gene Ontology annotation, molecular function: heme binding; iron ion binding; monooxygenase activity. Bases 1 to 963 code for a protein of 320 amino acids. The record is from RefSeq and is a predicted model, not a curated record. Lineage: Eukaryota; Metazoa; Arthropoda; Arachnida; Ixodida; Ixodidae.